Molecule: messenger RNA, 1503 nt
Organism: Pestalotiopsis fici W106-1
Lineage: Eukaryota; Fungi; Ascomycota; Sordariomycetes; Amphisphaeriales; Sporocadaceae
Exons: 3
Coding region: 1-1503 (500 amino acids)
Biological process (GO): positive regulation of transcription by RNA polymerase II
Cellular component (GO): nucleus
Molecular function (GO): zinc ion binding; DNA-binding transcription factor activity, RNA polymerase II-specific; transcription cis-regulatory region binding
Source: RefSeq, a predicted model, not a curated record
AUGCACACCACGGUCAAAGGCAAGCACAAAGCCGCCCAACCUGCUGUGGUUGAUCCGCUCAAGGUCUCUCGUAUCCCAGUCCAGCGAUCCAAGACUGGGUGUCAGCAAUGUCGCCGCCGCAAACGCAAGUGCGAUGAGCGUCGUCCGUCGUGCACGGGAUGCGUCGAGAGGGGUCUGCCAUGCCAGUGGAUUCGCGAGCCACCCUCCCGUCCCCGGAUACCUCCUCGCCACUCCCCGUACAACAGAGACUUUGCCGUGCCCCAUGAGAUGCGUUCGCUCAUGACCGUCUUCACCAUUCCCACCAGUUCCGUCAAGGAGAGGCUGUUGGCACACUUUCAGGCCUACAGUCCCCUGUGGCUAACUAUUGGCGGCGAUGUGCGCAGAUCCACCCUUCUCAGCCUGGUUAUGCCUGCCGUUGAGCGAAGCCCGCUGGUAUUCGAUUGUGUUAUGGCGCUGUCCGCGGGAGACCUAAGCAAGUACGAGUCGACAAGCUCUGAUUUGAUCAACCUCGCAAACAGUUUCUACGGCCAAGCCUUGGCAGGAGUUCGCUCAGCCUUGGAUCGCGAGUUUCUUUCGUCUAAUUCUGCUAAGUCAUUGGACUAUACUGAAGAUGAUACUCUGUUGGCCGUUUUACUUCUCUGUGUGCAUGAGGCGGUUAACUUCACGGCCACGUACAGGAUCCUGCCACAUAUCAACGCAGCUGCUGCGAUAUGUCAUAAUCGCUCCCGGUCUACAGCAGCCAACUCUCGCCUCAGGGGUCUGCUAUUCGAGUUUUUCUGCUAUUUCUUUGCAUUGAUAGCCUUCUCUCAUGGUCAUGCUCUACAGCUGCACUUGGGCCCUAGCAUUUUUGCUUCUCCUUUUCUAGAAGCCAAUGACGAUCAAGGUAUUCUACUGGGAGGGCGGUGUCUUAUGGUCCUUUCAUGCAUUCUCAAGGUUGCCACGCUUACCAGUGCGCGGAAUGGUAACGCCACGGUCGCAGAGAACUCCCAUGCGCCGGCGCUCAGGGCGAUUGAGAUGCAGCUAAGUGACUGGUCGGGUGUUCCAUUGCCGGACGACGACAGGACUACGCUUCUGCCUGAUGAUGCUAUAGCAGAAAUAUAUCGACUUGCGUGCUUGAUUCAUGUCAAAAGGCUACUAGGUCGAGACUCAAAUGGUUUCUCGGAUAUACAGCGAUUAUUGUCUCAAUUCAUCUCGCUUCUAAACAGGCUUCCAACAACAUCUCCGGCCAAUGGUAUCCUAUGUUGGCCGCUGGUCGUGGCAGGGAUGUCCUCGGUUGAUGCAACGCACCGAAGGCUGAUUGUCGGUAGGCUUCGCACCGUACAUGAGACCUGGAGAUCGAAAAUCUUGACCGGGAGUGCCGCUCUACUUGAAAGCAUCUGGAAAGAAGACAAAUAUUCGAGGCAUUCACAAGAAUCGCGGGAUAUCCAUCCGACCCAUGUCAAGGGUACAGUGGAUUUCCAUUCUGGUCAUACUAGGGCAAGCUAUCCAAUAGUAUUGCUAUGA